Symbiodinium pilosum is the source of this 780-nucleotide messenger RNA. NCBI's taxonomy places the organism in Eukaryota, Dinophyceae, Suessiales, Symbiodiniaceae. The record is from the annotation of a GenBank genome assembly.
AUGACAGCAUGGAGCCAUGAGACCCGAGAGCGCACUUUCCAGUAUGUUUCUAUUUUGAUCUGCCUGGCGACGGCAGUUCUCUCAGCGGUUUUAGUGUAUUCCCUCGGGCCUGCGUAUUUGAUUGGACAAGCACUCAUCCUGUUGCCAGACAGCCCUGGCUGGGGUUGGUUCGCAGCAUGGGCCUUUAUUUUGCUGGUGACCGUGGUUUUCAUGGUGCCUUUGUGGCAGGCCAUCUGCGUAGCCUCCGGUCUUAUGUUCGGCCUUUGGGGCGGAACAGCCCUGAACUUCCUGGGCCUGUAUGCUGCGGCUGUGAUAAGUACAUUGCUGGGGCGCUUCCUGUUGCAGGAGCCCAUCCGAGGCUGGCUUGAUGAGGGGAAUUUCCCAACUGCAAAGAAAGCACUGCAAGUCUUGGAGGAGGCCGACGACUCCAUGCAGUUUCAAAUACUUUUUCGAUUUCUCUUUAUCCCAAUAUGGCUCCGAAACUAUGCACCUGCAACCUUGCACAUACCAGUGUGGAAGCUGCUACUGGCUGCAAUUCCUCACACUUUGUGGGUCUCCUUCAUUUUCGCAUCGCUGGGAUUGUCCUUGCAAGAUGCAAAUGAUAUGGUGAACCAUGGUGGGGAGAUCAAGCUUUGGGACGCAAAGUGGCAGCACCUUCUCAUGUUCGCAGUGUCUGCUGUGAUGUCCUUGCUUUUGUCUUGGUAUUCCUAUAAGAAGUAUGCAGAAAUGAUGAGCGGCGAAGGAAAGCCGUUGAACGAAAAUCAACGGCGCGAGCCUUGA